Molecule: messenger RNA, 2132 nt
Organism: Etheostoma cragini (Arkansas darter)
Lineage: Eukaryota; Metazoa; Chordata; Actinopteri; Perciformes; Percidae
Gene: scel
Product: sciellin
Exons: 23
Coding region: 279-1595 (438 amino acids)
Biological process (GO): epidermis development
Cellular component (GO): cytoplasm
Source: RefSeq, a predicted model, not a curated record
UCAACCUACAGACAGUCAAAGAAUGAAUAAGGCAUGGUGAUGACGGAAAGAGAAAAAAAGUGAGUGUGUGUGUGAGAGAAAGAGUAUUCUUUGAUUGUUGUCUGAAGCCACACCCUUGGGUGGCUUUGGAAUCUCCUCCCUUAAGGUUAAAAGCAGAAGGAAUGACAAGGGUGUGAUUGCAAACUGUAACAGACAGGUGUUAAGACCUAAGCUAUUGUAAGAGUGUAUUUUAACUGUCAAACAAGUAACAAAACCGUCUGUGAAGCUGAAGUAACAAAAUGAGCAGGUAUUCUUCCACAGUCAAGAGCACCUCUCUCCUGAAAGACAACAGCUGGAUCAAAAAAGUGGAUGAUGAGGAUGAAAACAUUGACCGCGAUUUAAACUUUGGCAAAUCUGUUCUAGGCCAGCACCCGACUGAUGGAACUCCUGCAGGUUCAGAGAGUGAAGAAAUAAAAACCACCAGAACUACAAGCAAUUCAACAUCUGUGCAGGCUCUCUCCAAGAGAUUCAGCGGCAGUCAGGAUGAGCUGAGGAGCAGUAACAACACCUUCCCUUCCAGUAAGAGUUCAUCCUCCUACACCAAAAGCACAUACUCAACCCUGAAGUCAGAUUCUCCCAGCAGCACCAGAACUACCUCGGUCUCCAAGGACGGCACAACCACUGAGACCACCACCACCACCACCAGUCUUAGAUCCCCUGUGAUAAAAGGUUCCACCAAGACUGAGACGUUCACUGAGCGGGUCAAGUCUUCAAGCAAGGGUGCGGAGGACAAACUUUACAACACACUCAUCCCCUCGUCGAUCAAGGGGGAUUUAUCAUCCAUAGACAGCAAAACAUCUAUCUCCAGUACUAAGACUGUGACAGUCAAAAGCAGCACUAAUGGAAAUGGUGUUGAAACUACAACCACGACAAAGACUUCCUCUGCAGCCGAGGAUGACUUGUAUGACACCCUCCUGCCGAGAUCCAUUACAUCUGCAUCUAAUCUGUCUUCUUCUGUCAGCAGCAGCAACAAUAGCAGCAGCAGCAUCACAAAGAGAGAGAUCAUCACAGUGGAGAGCAGCAAAGGAGGAGAAACCCCAACUCUCUCAUCUUCAUCCUCCAAAAGCAAAACCACCAGCUACAGCUCGUACACUGAUGAUCUUCCCUCCACCCGCACCACCUCCUACACCAUUAGCACCAAGCCCAGUGACGACUACGGUGACCGUCAAAGCUUCUCUUACUCCAGACCAGACUCUAGUUAUGAGUACAGCGGUAUCACCAGUCCCACUGUCUACAGCUCAUACAGGAGCAGCAGCAGGUCAGAGGACAUGGUAGAUUCAAUCUACCGCGAAUCCUCAAUGAAGAGUGUCUAUGCAGCUCCUAAGAGGGCUGUGCUUGAAAAAGACCUGUGCAGUUACUGCCGUAAUCCCUUCUCUGGUGAUGCAAAAAUGGUCCUGGAUGACAUGAAUAUCAACUGCCACGCCUCCUGCUUUAAAUGUGAGGUGUGUAACAGCAAUCUCGGUAAUAUGAAAGCUGGGGACAGCAUGUGGAUCUACAAACGAAUGGUGCACUGUGAGAGCUGCUUUGAGGUCACCAGAGACAAAUGGCGACGCUGAGUUUCUCCUAAGCUUGGAGAUCCACAUCAUUACAGAUAAAAUGGAGAUUACUGUUUAUCAAUAUGUUUUGGGUGACAUGGGUUUUCUUUAUCUAGGUGUUUUGAAAAAGGACACAUUAUGAAUGAAUAUAACGUUUUUAGUAUCAUGCACACACCGUUUCAGCUAUCUGUAACUGUGUUGUUGACAUCAUAAUAUUCCUGUCUCUGUAUUUACCUCUUUUUCAGAAAUAUGAGAUAGCUCUUCUAAUAUUGUCUUUUAGUCUGAAGCCUUUAAGGGGACUAUUGAAAUAUAUUUGGAGAAAUUGAAAUUAAGAUAUUUAGGGCCGGGUGCUUUUUCUGUGUGCAAUAAAUACAAUCAAUAUAGCUUUAUCUUACUGUGCCAGUUCAUUUAUUUGCCCUGUUCUUUGUUCAUCAUUGUUUAUGCAUAUGAUGAAUAGUGAUCUGAGGUACGUUUUAUUUCUUUUUAUUGUCUUGAAAUGUGCCAUUUAAACUGCAGUGUAAUUAAUUUGAAUAAAGUAAAUAACAAACUGUAAAAAAA